AUGCUCUCUCUGGAGCGGAAGCCAGGGCUGUGGGCACACAACCGUGGGCCAUGCUCACGCACGAGUCCCAGCCAUGUGGCCUCAGGCACGGGGCACCUCCUGCAGUGCCGGCUCCCAGGCCCCGUGUGUCCCGCUAUACUCGCCUGGCCCAGCCUCAUGCUGCCACCCAGCCACUUCGUGGGCAAAACGGAGGGCCCCGUGCACAAAGCACAGGCACACGGAUGCCCAGGCAGCCCCCAUCCCAACAGCUCCCAGGCGAGUGGGGAAUGCCGGCAAGCCAAGGACGGUGGCGCCGAUGCCAUGCCGCCCGGCCGACCCACUGCCCCCUCUCCCCCAGGACACGUCAUGGUGAACGGCCCGACCACCCCGAUUCCCGUCAAGGCCAGCCCCAGCCCCACGGAGCCCAUUGUCCCUGCAGUGCCCAUAGGCCCACCCCCAGCUGGUUUCAGAGACAUCCUGCUGCGAGAGGGGCCCGAGGGCUUCGCCCGAGCUGUGCGGAGCCACCAGGGCCUGCUGCUGAUGGACACGACCUUCAGGGACGCCCACCAGUCACUGCUGGCCACUCGCGUGCGGACCCACGAUCUCAAAAAGAUCGCCCCCUAUGCCGCCCACAGCUUCAGCAAGCUCUUCAGCAUGGAGAACUGGGGAGGAGCCACGUUCGACGUCGCCAUGCGCUUCCUGUAUGAGUGUCCCUGGCGGCGGCUGCAGGAGCUCCGGGAGCUCAUCCCCAACAUCCCAUUCCAGAUGCUGCUGCGGGGGGCCAAUGCCGUGGGCUACACCAACUACCCCGACAACGUGGUCUUCAAGUUCUGCGAGGUGGCCAAGGAGAACGGCAUGGAUGUCUUCCGGAUCUUCGACUCCCUCAACUACUUGCCCAACAUGCUGCUGGGCAUGGAGGCGGCAGGCCGUGCCGGAGGCGUGGUGGAGGCUGCCAUCUCGUACACGGGCGACGUGGCCGACCCCAGCCGCACCAAGUACUCCCUGCAGUACUACAUGGGCUUGGCCGAAGAGCUGGUGCGAGCUGGCACCCACAUCCUGUGCAUCAAGGACAUGGCGGGGCUGCUGAAGCCAGCGGCCUGUACCAUGCUGGUCAGCUCCCUCCGGGACCGCUUCCCUGACCUCCCGCUGCACAUUCACACCCACGACACGUCAGGGGCAGGUGUGGCAGCCAUGCUGGCCUGUGCCCAGGCUGGGGCUGAUGUGGUGGACGUGGCGGCAGACUCCAUGUCCGGGAUGACUUCGCAGCCCAGCAUGGGGGCCCUGGUGGCCUGUACCAGAGGGACUCCCCUGGACACAGAGGUGCCCCUGGAGCGCGUGUUUGACUACAGUGAGUACUGGGAGGGAGCCCGGGGACUGUACGCGGCUUUUGACUGCACGGCCACCAUGAAGUCUGGCAACUCGGACGUGUAUGAGAAUGAGAUCCCAGGGGGCCAGUACACCAACCUGCACUUCCAGGCCCACAGCAUGGGGCUCGGGUCCAAGUUCAAAGAGGUCAAGAAGGCCUAUGUGGAGGCCAACCAGAUGCUGGGCGACCUCAUCAAGGUGACGCCCUCCUCCAAGAUCGUGGGGGACCUGGCCCAGUUCAUGGUGCAGAACGGGCUGAGCCGGGCAGAGGCCGAAGCGCAGGCGGAGGAGCUGUCCUUUCCUCGCUCGGUGGUGGAGUUUCUGCAGGGCUACAUCGGGGUCCCCCACGGAGGGUUCCCCGAGCCCUUUCGCUCUAAGGUGCUAAAGGACCUGCCAAGGGUGGAGGGGCGUCCUGGGGCCUCCCUCCCUCCGCUGAACCUGCAGGCGCUGGAGAAGGAGCUGAUAGAUCGGCACGGAGAGGAGGUGACCCCGGAGGAUGUGCUGUCAGCAGCCAUGUACCCCGACGUCUUUGCCCACUUCAAGGACUUCACUGCCACCUUUGGCCCCCUGGACAGCCUCAACACCCGCCUCUUCCUGCAGGGACCCAGAAUCGCGGAGGAGUUUGAGGUGGAGCUGGAGCGAGGCAAGACGCUGCACAUCAAAGCCCUGGCGGUGAGCGACCUGAACCGAGCCGGCCAGAGGCAGGUCUUCUUUGAGCUCAACGGGCAGCUGCGGUCCAUCCUGGUCAAGGACACCCAGGCCAUGAAGGAGAUGCACUUCCACCCCAAGGCCCUGAAGGAUGUGAAGGGCCAGAUUGGGGCUCCCAUGCCUGGGAAGGUGAUAGACAUCAAGGUGGCGGUGGGCGCGAAGGUGGCCAAGGGUCAGCCUCUGUGUGUGCUCAGCGCCAUGAAGAUGGAGACUGUGGUGACCUCGCCCAUGGAGGGCACUGUUCGCAAGGUCCACGUGACCAAGGACAUGACACUGGAAGGUGAUGACCUCAUCCUGGAGAUCGAGUGACCUCGCCCAGACGGACAGCUUGGCCAUUCCCACCCCAAGACUUCAGCAGAAGCUGUGCUGCCAGGGCAGGCCCAGGCCACCAGUGCCUGAGGGCAGAACGGCCUGGCCCUGGCGGUCCUGUCCUCGGCUGGACGGGAGGGACACUGCCUGCAGCGGCCAUUCCCUGCUGCCAUCUGUCCUUUCCCCACGUGGGGACCGCUGCUCACACACUCAUCUCUUGCCAAACGAGGGUCCUCUCCUCGCCAGAGACCACAGGUUGUGGGUUCUAGGGCCUGGGAAAGAAGGCUGAGGGGCUCUACCUCCCAGGGGAAGGGGAGAUCCCAGAUGUCCCAGGUCCUGGGAAAUUUGCUCAAUAAAACUGGCUUUCCCCUGCCCUCCA
Carlito syrichta (Philippine tarsier) is the source of this 2740-nucleotide messenger RNA. RefSeq names its product pyruvate carboxylase (gene PC). The transcript has 11 exons. The coding region runs from base 1 to 2361 and encodes 786 amino acids. Gene Ontology annotation, molecular function: pyruvate carboxylase activity; ATP binding. NCBI's taxonomy places the organism in Eukaryota, Metazoa, Chordata, Mammalia, Primates, Tarsiidae. Gene Ontology annotation, biological process: pyruvate metabolic process; gluconeogenesis. Gene Ontology annotation, cellular component: cytoplasm. The record is from RefSeq and is a predicted model, not a curated record.